Molecule: messenger RNA, 236 nt
Organism: Racocetra fulgida
Lineage: Eukaryota; Fungi; Glomeromycota; Glomeromycetes; Diversisporales; Gigasporaceae
Source: the annotation of a GenBank genome assembly
GAAACCACCUGAAUUAUCUUGAAAAAUUUAAAUCUUUAUUCUCUGAACAGUACGAACAAGAAAUUAAUAGACUAACCAACACAUCCAUAACUCAACAACUCAGAACAUCAAACGCCUAUAGAGAAAUCAUAAAACAAAUCCUAACAAACUUAAAUAACAUAGAACUUUAUGAAUUAAUUCUCAUUCCUAGAAAGAAAAACUCAAACAAUAGAUCUACACAGUUCACUAAUGCUUGA